CUGAUGGGACUCGAUCAAAUAAUGUUGCACUCAAGAGAGGAAAUGUGAACUUGCCUAUCACGGAUUCUACAGGAAGAUGUGUCAAUGCCUCAUUAAAGAAUGCUCUGUACAUACCAUCGUAUCCUCAGGACAUAUUUUCAGUACAAGCUGCCACUGAGAAAGAUGCUAGUGUUAUUUUCCAUCCACAGUCGGCAGAGCUAAUCAGCAAAGAUGGUACAAAGUUUAAUAUUGAGAAGCAUGGUAAACUAUACUAUUUACAUGUAGGACCAUAUAGUGAUAUAGAAAACUCUGACUCAGUAAAUUAUACUAGUGAUUUAAAGUGCUGGCUGAAAUACUUGGUCAUUGCAUUUAUGAAGAUGUAGUGAAGCCCCAAGAUGUAGUCGAUGGCAUGAAGGUAAGUGAUAGGAGUAGUAAGCCAGAUUGUGAUACUUGUGUUUUAGGGAAAAUGACUCAAAGUACGAAUAGAAAUCCCGAUGUUCGAUCUAAAGCCCCUUUAGAGCUUGUGCACACUGAUCUUGCUGGUCCAGUUGACCCUAUGUCAAAGGAAGGAUUUAGAUAUACUAUAGCUUUCACUGAUGAUUAUUCAGGUGCUGUGUUUGUGUAUUUUCUUAAAAAUAAGAGUGAUACUGUCGAGGCCACAAAGAAAUUCCUAGCUGAUUCAGCCCCAUAUGGAAAUGUUAAACGAUUAAGGUCAGAUAAUGGUGGUAAAUUUAUUUCCAAUAAAUUUAAAUAUCUUCUAAGUGAAAACAAAAUAAAACACGAGACCUCAGCACCUUACUCGCCUCACCAGAAUGGGACAGCUGAGCGUCAUUGGAGGACCCUAUUUGAGAUGGGUAGAUGUAUGCUUAUUCAGGCAAAUCUAGGUAAAGUGCUUUGGCCAUAUUCAAUUAUGACAGCUGCAUACAUCAGGAAUAGGUGCUACAAUAAUCGCCCCAAAGGCAAACACCCUAUCUUGCUCUUACUGGUCGAAAGCUAAACUUAGCAAAUAUGAGAGUGUUUGGCAGUGUAUGUUAUGCUUAUGUGCAGGAUAAGCAAAAACUAGACCCCCGGUGCAAACAGGGUAUUUUCGUCGGUUUUGAUAAGGAUAGCCCUGCUUACUUAGUGUACUUUUCAGAAACUGGAAAAGUACUCAAGUACAGAGAAGUGAAAUUCACUACAAAGAAUGUUAGUGAACAGGAAACCCAAACCGAGGACACAUCAAGUGUUGAGUUUAGGAUGUCCCAGGUCAAUAAUGGUCCAUGUAAUUCCUUGGAUGUUCAGAACCCAUGCAGGGCCCACCCAUGAAGGCCCUUGCCAACAGACCGAGGAGUCUGAUGAACCUGAUCAGCAGACUGAAGAGUCUGAUGAGAGUAAGACAGAUAUAAAUUUACCCCCAUCAUGUCUUAGUGAUUAUAUUACAAAUGUCCGAUGUUGAUUACUGUUAUAAGGUAUCAGGUUUUCCAGAAACAUAUCAGGAAGCUAUAGAAUCUCCUGAUGUAGAGCUUUGGAAAGCUGCAAUGAGGGAGGAAAUGAAUUCUCUAAAUGAGAAUAACACAUUUACUUUAACAGCAUUGCCAGAGGGUCGGCAAACAGUGGGCGGUAGAUGGGUGUACACCAUCAAGGAAAGCCCAAGCAUGGCUAAAAGAUAUAAAGCCAGAUAUGUGGCAAAAGGUUAUAGUCAAAUAAAAGAUAUUGACUAUCACGAAACAUUUGCUCCAACUGCAAAUCUAACAACAAUCUGAGCUUUAAUGCAAAUUGCUGCAAAGCAGGAUUAAUUUUACAUCAAAUAGAUGUAAAAACUGCGUAUCUUAAUGCUCGCAUUGAUUGCGAGAUAUACAUUGAGCAGGUUGAAGGUUUUGAAACCCCUUCCAAUUCUGGAGAGAAAUUGGUAUAUAAGUUGAACAAAUCUUUGUAUGGUUUGAAGCAAUCCGGACGGAAUUGGAAUAGCAUGUUGCAUAAGUAUUUAACCGAAAACAAUUUUGUGCAAAGUAAUGUUGAUCACUGUUUGUAUAUCAAACACGUUGAUGGCAAACUCGUGAUCAUACUCGUGUGGGUUGAUGAUUUGAUCAUUGCUGCGAGAAAUGAUAUCUUAAUGUCUGACACAAAGCAAAUGUUGAAAGAUAAAUUCCACAUGAAAGACCUAGGGAGGCUUUCAUAUUUCUUAGGUAUUGAUUUUAAGCAAGGGGUAGAUUAUGUUAGAAUGAACCAAAGAAAGUAUUUGGUAAAGCUACAGGAGAAAUUUGAAAUGUCUAAUUGCAAACCUCGUACUACCCCUGCAGAGCAAAAAUUAGAAUGCGACGGUGAAAAUCUUACUGACCCUAGGAGGUAUCGUGAGCUUAUUGGUAGUUUGAUUUAUGCAAUGACAUGCACUCGACGUGAUAUAUGUUGGAUAAUAACGACAUUAUCACAGUAUUUGUCGAGACCUCUUAAAGAACAUUGGAUUGCUGCUAAGCAUGUAUUGCGAUAUUUGAAGGGUACUCUUGAUUAUGAGUUGUGCUACAGGAAGUGUGAUGACGAUCUUAGGUUGAUUGGUUAUAGCGAUGCUGAUUGGGCGUCUUCCACCCACGACAGACGAAGUAUUAGUGGGUACUGUUUUAGUUUAACUAAGACUGGGCCUUUGAUUUCUUGGAAAUCAAAGAAGCAACGUACCGUUGCCCUUUCAUCUUGUGAGGCAGAAUAUAUGGCUUUAGCUGCAACAGUACAGGAAGCCUUAUACCUAGCGCAAUUAUUAGAUGAGAUUAUUGAAAUUUGUAGUCCAGUUCAGAUUUAUGAGGACAAUCAGGGCACGAUUGCUUUAUCUAAAGAUCCUGUCAAUCGUCAGAGAUCUAAACAUAUUGACAUCCGAUAUCAUUUUAUUCGUUCCACCAUAAACGCAG
Paramuricea clavata is the source of this 2855-nucleotide messenger RNA. Lineage: Eukaryota; Metazoa; Cnidaria; Anthozoa; Malacalcyonacea; Plexauridae. The record is from the annotation of a GenBank genome assembly.